Punica granatum (pomegranate) is the source of this 2807-nucleotide messenger RNA. The record is from RefSeq and is a predicted model, not a curated record. NCBI's taxonomy places the organism in Eukaryota, Viridiplantae, Streptophyta, Magnoliopsida, Myrtales, Lythraceae.
CCAGAAAGACGCCAGCCCAGCCAUCGCCACCGCCACCGCCACCGCCACCGCCACAGCCACAGCCCGCAGCUCCGGCAGCUACGUGGCGCGAAUCCAUCGGCUACCGACAUGAAAUCGACCGCCGGUAACUGCCCUCGCUAAAGUACGCGUCCCCGUACUAUAAAAAUUCCGCACUUCCUCCUUCUCUCUCUCUCUCUCAGAGUUUCAGCUGAUUUGCUCAAAAUCAUCACCCCAAUCACAGCGGCCCCCCCCUCCCUCUCUCUCUCUAGCUAGCAUUAGAUCCCUCUGGAAGUCUUCAUCGCCUUUUACUGCCGCCAUUGCCCCUCUACUCGUCCGAUUUGAGCUCCUGCUUUUCGAGAUCGAGCAGAACAGACCCAGUGAGUUCUUGUGAACUCUAGUUCCUGUUCAGUUCAUACAUUUCAGCUAGUAUUUCGAUUUCUUGAUUUGGGUUUCUCCAGUUCCGUCGAUUCAUGAGGUCGCAGCUUCUCAAUUUCAGUAUUUGAUGCUGACCCAGUUCGUUUCUUGCUGCUGGGGGCUGGUUUUAGUGAAAUUGGAGUCGAAUCUUUUAGCUGCUUGUUGAUAAGGGUCUUAGGUUUGAGUUUGAUGAGAUGAUUGUCUGUCGGGUAGUUGUCUGAUUUUGGUUGGGAGGGAUUACUCGUCCUUGAUGAGACGCCGAUCACCGACAAGCACGCCAUCUGAGCUGAUGGAGAAGGGGUCGGCCAAGAACCAACACUCCCGGCUCUGUUUCUUAGCUUGUCUGUCUGCAUUCUUCUGGUCCCUGUUGCUGUACUUCCAUUUCGUUAUUCUUGGGGGGAGCGCAGGGGACGAAUCCGUCAAGUUAGGCCCUGUUUCAUUUAAUACCGAUCCUGCUCCUUCGCGGCUGGCCGGUUCCCGGCCGUUCUUGGGGGAUCCCCAGUUAGCCAAUGAUGCCGGUCUGCAAGAUCCGCCGGUGACUAGUUCGUCUGAUUUCCAUACGCCUGAACUGACAGUGGAUACUUCUUUGAGAGAUCCUCUGAGCACACCUGACCCCCGUACAAGUGAAGCCAAUGAUCGUCCUGAUUCAUCCGAGGCACGGGAAAGUGAGGAGCCGAGCUUCCCUUUCAUGAGGGCUCUUCAGACGAUCGAGAACAAGAGCGAUCCCUGCGGUGGAAGGUACAUAUAUGUCCACGACCUGCCCCCGAGGUUCAAUGAGGAUAUGCUCAAGGACUGCAAGAAACUGAGCCUCUGGACCAACAUGUGCAAGUUCACGAGUAAUGCUGGCAUGGGCCCACCCCUUGAGAACACCGAGGGGGUCUUCUCCAACACAGGAUGGUAUGCCACAAACCAGUUUGCUGUGGAUGUGAUCUUCAACAACCGGAUGAAGCAGUACGACUGCAUCACACAUGAUUCAUCUCUUGCUGCUGCUAUCUUUGUCCCAUUCUAUGCGGGUUUUGAUAUUGCGAGGUAUCUCUGGGGCUACAACAUCUCAGUUCGAGAUGCUGCAUCACUAGAUUUGGCUGAUUGGCUCAUGAAGAGGCCCGAGUGGAGCAUCAUGGAAGGGAAGGACCAUUUCCUUGUUGCGGGUAGGAUCACUUGGGAUUUUAGGCGAUUGACAGAGAAUGAAAAUGAUUGGGGCAACAAGCUACUUUUUCUCCCCGCGGCGAAAAACAUGUCAAUGCUUGUGGUCGAGUCGAGCCCUUGGAAUGCGAAUGACUUUGGGAUUCCAUACCCCACGUAUUUUCAUCCCGCCAAGGACUCUGAUGUGUUCCUCUGGCAAGAUCGAAUGAGGAAAUUGGAGCGGAAAUGGCUGUUUUCUUUUGCGGGAGCCCCUCGUCCUGAUAAUCCCAAGUCGAUACGUGGCCAGAUCAUUGACCAGUGCAAGAGAUCUGAAGGUGGCAAGCUGUUGGAAUGCGAUUUUGGGGAGAGCAAGUGUCAUUCUCCGAGCAGCAUCAUGCAGAUGUUUCAGAGCUCGCAUUUCUGUCUUCAACCUCAGGGUGAUUCAUACACUCGAAGGUCUGCUUUUGACUCUAUGCUUGCAGGAUGUAUUCCUGUGUUCUUUCACCCAGGAUCAGCCUACACACAAUACACUUGGCACCUUCUGAAGGACUACAUGAGAUAUUCUGUUUUUAUCCCCGAGGAUGAUAUCAGGAAGCGUAAUGUUAGCAUCGAGGAAAGGCUCAAGCAGAUUCCCCCGGAGCAGGUGAAUAAAAUGAGGGAGGAGGUUAUUAAUCUUAUCCCGAGUCUGAUAUAUGCUGAUCCUAGAUCAAAGUUGGAGACUCUCAAGGAUGCCUUUGACGUAGCUGUUCAGGCGGUUAUAGACAAGGUCACAAGGCUGAGGAGGAAUAUGGUGGAAGGACGGACAGAGUACGAUAACUUCAUAGAGGAGAAUAGCUGGAAGUAUGCUCUCUUGGAGGAAGGCCAGCGGGAGGUUGGAGCCCACGAGUGGGACCCCUUCUUUUCAAAGCCGAAGAAGGAGGGCGAGGGAGACAAUGGAGGGUCUUCUGCAGAAGCCGCAAAGAAUUCGUGGAAGAAUGAACAGAGGGCUCAGUCAUGAUCCAGAAAAAAUAUAACUAUAGUCUUCUGUGGGAGGACGGGUGAGCUGUGGCAGCCCGGGACAGGAAGAUAUCGACCUUGUUAGAUUGCGGGCGUUAAUUUUUUUUUAUCUGAUCAGUCGAGAUUCUUGUGAUGAAACCCGUGAUGAUGCUCUAAAUAUCUGGAUUUAGGCCUUCAAAUGUUGCAUAAGUGAGGCAUAGGCACAUAGCUGAAUUGAGUAUUUCUUUCUUAUACAGGGUGAUUAUGAAUGAAUAUGCAAAUUUUUCGUCUCUGUA